AUGAGCGUGCAGCGUCCCGCGCAGGCCCGCCCCCGUAUGAAGGCCGUUGGGCCAAUGAGCGUGGGGCGUCCGAAUCUGGCCCUCCCCCGACUGACGGAGGAGCUGCUCCCGCGGCUCAGUCCGUGCUCCGGUCCGCCGUCCGUGUCCGGGCCCUCCGUCCCUCCCGCGCUGCGAACCCGGCGGAGCCCAGAUGGUGGACCCGCGCUGUGCUCGGCUACGCCUCCCUCCCGGCGCGGAGGCGCCGGCGGCGCCUACCUCGUCCGCUGGGCCCCCCGGCGCCGCACUCGCCGCUUCGCGACUCUCCCGCGGCGGACGGAGGGCGGCGAUCGACUCGCAUGUAGAGCCGCCGCCACGGCCGGACCUGCGCCCGUCCAGGUCGGCCGCCUCCAGCCUGGCGCCGUCGCGCGGCGCGACCAGGAACCCCGAUGCGGCCGCGGCGCGUGCGGCCGCCUGUCCCCCGCCGACCGCUUCGCCAAGGCCGCCGAGAGCCCGGCCGGGAAGCGGCUCCGGCCGCCGGGGACCUGCGGCGGAGCGUCCAGAGCGGGCCCCGCUUCAGGGGUGAAGGCGACAGCGACGGCUCUGUGGGCCCCAAGUGGCAGGUCAAUCACUACCAUCCCAUCCAGUCAGAGCGAGUCUGCAUGCAGCAAGCGGGUCUCUGCCUCUGGGCCUCCAUGCCUACACAGCCAUCCCACACAGCCAUCCUCUGGGGCUCUGACCUCAGAACUGCCACCACUCCAGCCUCUUCUCUGCUCUCCUGCAGCCUCGCCGCUGUGUCACCGUGUCACCCAGAGCACUGGGUGGAGCUCUUUCUAUAGAGUCGAUAGCAACAUAUUGCCCACAUGAGUGGUGAGCUAGCCGACUAGGCCCAGGUGAGAAUCCUGGCCACAGGAACUUUCAUUUUAUCCACACUUAACACAGUCUUUAGCGAACAUACAAUAACUCAGCCCACCUUGGAGGCAGGGAGGGCAGUCUUAACUGAUAUGCUCCCCAACCAGGAAGCUGCUCUCCUGGAGGGAAUCCAUCUGAGCAGUGCAUUGCAUUUCUUGUGUUAAGCUAAUUUUGCAUAAUGACCCGGAGGACUGAUAAGAAACUUCAUGUCUAAUCUUGAGACCACUUCACAGGUCCACACCCCUAGCCCUUUGUCACAUUUGUGAAAAAUCCUUCCAAGGGGGAGCCCCCACCCUUUCAGUGCAACUCCCGCUCUGAGGUAGCCCACACUCCCCUCUCUCUGAGUGUGCACUUUCUCUCUGUAAAUUAAACUUUUACUCUACUUCACUGCUGUGUCUCUGCCC
Molecule: messenger RNA, 1292 nt
Organism: Manis pentadactyla (Chinese pangolin)
Lineage: Eukaryota; Metazoa; Chordata; Mammalia; Pholidota; Manidae
Exons: 3
Coding region: 1-843 (280 amino acids)
Source: RefSeq, a predicted model, not a curated record